AUGUUUGAUAUUCAAGUGAGCGAGCUGGAAGCAGUCACUCGGAAAAGCGGUGAGUACGGAGAGGAGCAAGAGACGCACCUCGUGACAAAUGGCAACUGCGAACGCCCUUUGACUGCCUUCACUAAAACUGACCACCUCUGUCUACGCUCAGCUGAUCACCUCGUCUCCAUCAGUCCUCUUCAAUCCUCGGCCACUCUUCUGUCCUUGCUUUUGAGUGUCACAUCUCAAAAGUGUUGUUGUCGAUGGCGAAUCGAUGCCUCACUUUCCUCCAACGCAAAAUGGCAUCGGAUUCAUGGAAAGAUCUCCUCUACAUCACCUUCAAGUAAUAAAAAUGCACGAACGAUCAUUUCCUUUUUGGGAUUAUCUUCCCACCCGUGUGAACACAUUCCAGGUCGACAAUUCCGAAGUGGAAGCUACAAAUGCAUGUGUCGCCAGGGUUUUGAAUACCCCUUCAACGACUUGACAUGGUUCUUUGAUGGCGAGACUAUGGAAAAAGAAUACCAGCUGAAGAUCGAGGGUCAGCCAAGUCGAUAUGACCUCCUUAAAUGUCGUCAGGGUCAUGCAAUGACUGUGCAAACAUCCAUUGGGUUGAUCUUCCGCGACUUAUCUCCCACCCAUGAGGGGGAUAAAUGGGGCAAGGAAAGAGGAGAGGUGCACUUACAGCGUAAGUGCAAGAGAUCCUCCGACAGAGCCAAGAUUAACUUUGAGGAUGGUGUGAUCAAAGUGUGGAACAGUCGGAAAGGGAGAAUUUGGAUCUCCAACUUGGAAGGAAGUAGCAACAUCCGAACGGAGGUUGUUCCAUAUGCUGCCGGGAGAUUCAGUACCCAACCUCCACCGAAGGCAAGCAAGGCAAACGCUCUCCUCACAUCAAGACAUGACGCGUCUGUGCCACUUCGUCUGCUGAGCACUGAUACUGCUCACUCCUCCCACACACUCAUCCUCGCCAUCGACAAAGGCGAAUUGACCGGAGGUGUCAGUGUCGGGAAAAGACUCUUGCCCCUCUCACAACACACAUUCGUGCCUUGUCUCUCCCUCCUCCCUCUAACACCUCCACCACCAACACCACCACCACCACCCAACUACGGCGCAACAUCCCGCAUGGGUUGGAAUGUGUCCAGUCGUGCGACACGUGUCCUCCCCCCAUCCACUUCUCCCUCCUCGUCUUCACCGACCACCGUAGGGACGCAUUGCAGCAGUCCAAGAUUAGUAUGCGUUGUCGCCUCCACCGGUGCGCGUCUCCAACACAUCGCAGUCCACUUUAACUUCCCUUCUUCUCAUCGUGCCACAAACAAUCACCUCUCGUCUUCUACCUCUGCCCUCCUCCUCCUCCUCCUAUAUCUUCCACCCGCUUCCCUUUACACCGGAAAGCCCGAGUGGUGUGCCAUUCACUCCUGCCUUUCUUCGUGA
Molecule: messenger RNA, 1407 nt
Organism: Hydatigera taeniaeformis
Lineage: Eukaryota; Metazoa; Platyhelminthes; Cestoda; Cyclophyllidea; Taeniidae
Source: the annotation of a GenBank genome assembly